AACAUUGUGUUGGAACAGAUUGUUUCUGACACUGUAGGUUUACAAAUUAAAGGGAUUAAUAGAUUUAUAUCUUAAUUUGUGGGAUCGUCAGGUCUUUUGCACAAACAUGAGCGAAGACAACCAAGAUGAAAGAGAGGAGCGGCAACAGUGCAAAGAGGCCCAGUUUGUGGAUAAGAACUCUGCACAUCUUAUCCAAAGGGUUACUGCAGUGAUGCCAAUAGCAGAUCAUCUAAAAGACAAGAAUAUGCUACAUGAAGAGCAAUACUCAAAAAUCAAAGCAGAGAAAAUCAGCCAGGACCAAAUGAGGUUGCUCUUUGAGUCAUUAAAAUCUGGAGGAGACAAAGUGAAAACAUGCUUUUAUUAUUUACUGGAAGACAAUGAACAACACCUUUUUGAAGAACUGGGUGGUGAAAUCAGGAAACGCAAGCCGUCAGUUCCAGAAAGCCCAAUACCUGCAAAACGUAAAAAACCGAAUAAUGAGAGUAAUUGCCCAGAUAACUAUAACAUAGCCAGUAUCUCAGCACCAAGAUUUCCACCAGCAUGCAAUACAUCAAUCAAUGUGACAAGUAUAACUCAUGUUUCUGACUACAAACCCGCUGCACCCGAGAAAGAGAAUAAACUCACUGCACCCAAAAAAGUGAAAGAGACCCCUGCAACAAAGAAAGUGAAAAAUCCCCCUGCAACAAAGAAAGAGAAGAAACCCGCUGCAGUGAAACAGCCAGCUCUACCCAAAAAAGUGAAACAGCCGGCUCUACCCAAAAAAGUGAAACAGCCGGCUCUACCCAAAAAAGUGAAACAGCCGGCUCUACCCAAAAAAGUGAAACAGCCGGCUCUACCCAAAAAAGUGAAACAGCCGGCUCUACCCAAAAAAGUGAAGCAGCCGGCUCUACCCAAAAAAGUGAAACAGCCAGCUCUACCCACAAAAGUGAAGCAGCCGGCUCUACCCAAAAAAGUGAAACAGCCAGCUCUACCCAAAAAGUGA
Molecule: messenger RNA, 982 nt
Organism: Xyrauchen texanus (razorback sucker)
Lineage: Eukaryota; Metazoa; Chordata; Actinopteri; Cypriniformes; Catostomidae
Product: PYD and CARD domain containing
Exons: 5
Coding region: 107-982 (291 amino acids)
Biological process (GO): innate immune response; regulation of apoptotic process; inflammatory response
Source: RefSeq, a predicted model, not a curated record